GAAUUGGGAUCACUAAGAGAAGAGCUGUUAUAUUCAGGAAAAGAAGAUGCUUUUUUAGAAGAUAUAAAAAUGAAAACUGACAAGGAAUCAGAUUUUUUUAUAAAGGCUUUAGUUCUGAAUGAGAAAUUAGAUGAAAUAAUGAAUAUUAUACAGACAAGAAAUUUAGGAUUAAUUUCAUGUUUAAGAGAACGUCAAGAAGAAAAGUAUGAACUGGAAAACUUAUAUCAGAAGGAGAAGAAGAUAGAAGAAACAUUGGACGAAGAAGAAAAGAAAUGUGAAGAUCUGAGGCAUUUGGAAUCAAAUAUGGAAAAGGUCAAUUUCCUUUACAAAAAUUUAAUUUUCAUGUUUUUCAGUUUUUAA
Messenger RNA from Parasteatoda tepidariorum (common house spider), 360 nucleotides. NCBI's taxonomy places the organism in Eukaryota, Metazoa, Arthropoda, Arachnida, Araneae, Theridiidae. The record is from RefSeq and is a predicted model, not a curated record.